This is a messenger RNA of Corythoichthys intestinalis (scribbled pipefish), 2940 nucleotides long. Its product is annotated as gastrula zinc finger protein XlCGF26.1-like. Gene Ontology annotation, molecular function: DNA-binding transcription factor activity, RNA polymerase II-specific; RNA polymerase II cis-regulatory region sequence-specific DNA binding. NCBI's taxonomy places the organism in Eukaryota, Metazoa, Chordata, Actinopteri, Syngnathiformes, Syngnathidae. Gene Ontology annotation, biological process: regulation of transcription by RNA polymerase II. The coding region runs from base 126 to 1973 and encodes 615 amino acids. The transcript has 4 exons. The record is from RefSeq and is a predicted model, not a curated record.
CAAUUCUACUUCCGGUUCAUUUCCGGUUUCAACUUCUGUGGCGCAACACAAGAUUUCUUUCAAUUCUUUCGUGUACCCUUCUUUUAAAUAAACGCGCUUCUUCAGAGCGUUCUCAUCGGUGCACCAUGGGGAAGACGUGUUGGGUUGUGGGCUGCAAGACAGGCUAUCUGACCAACAAGGCAGUCGAGCAGGAGCAAGCCGCCAAGGGGACCCCUAUCACCCUCCACAGGUUCCCCAAGGACGAUGAGCUGAGGGCCAGAUGGCUCAAGAACAUCAGGAUGGAUGAGAAGGACAACCCAAGUGCUGAAAGGUAUUGCUGCUCUUUGCAUUUCAAAGACAGUGACUUUAAAGUGAGGCUCACAGUGCGCAAAGGGAGGCAGAGGAAGCGGCUUGUCAAGGAUGCUGUGCCGACCAACUUUAGCCACAGUGCGGCCUACUUGCCCUGCAUGCAGGAGGCGCCUCCUGAUCCCAAGAGGUCCAUGUCCAUGGACUCAUCGACAGCCAGGAUGUUGGUACAGGUGGCGGAGGCGGUGAGGAUAGAGAAUGAGUUCAUGGACAGCGACAAGUUCACCUCCCUCGAGGACCUCAAGGAGAAGAUCAACACAGAGAUGCCCAGAAACUACAGAAUCUCCCUGGACAAGGACGCCAUCGAGAAGAACAGGCAGUUCCUCACCCUGUUCACAUACGAGCCCGUGCUGGGACUGCUGCCCGCCAUGGCCAACGUGCUGCGGAUUGGAGAGACCGGUAGUUUUGUUAUGGUCAAAGAUGGCAUCAAGAUCGCCAACAGCAAGCUGCGCCACAUCUUGCACGGCCACAGGGUUGUCUUCACAAGGGUGAGCCAGGUCACCAACGCCCUGGCCUUCCUCAACAACUACAGCGUUGAUGAAACAGACAAGUGUCCGGCAGACAUCACUGUAGAAGAUCUUCACCCAGAAAAGCACGAUCCCCUCCACUUUAAACAGGAGGAGGACUCUGAGAUGCUCUACAUAAAACAGGAGGCGAAGCCAGAGACCCCCAACAUUAAAGAAGAGGAGCAGAAAAAUGAAAUCCCCAAGUUUCCAGUGACUGUCAGUGUGAAGAGUGAAGAAAACGAGGGUCGCGGCAAAGAGAGCGGAGCAAGGAAACCUUCAACUGACAGCUCCUUUCAACACCGGACAACAAAAGAUGAGGGACGAUCACAACCAGACGGCUUUUUAGCUCCGCUGUCGGAAAGCGACGACGUCACGUCACACUCUUCUGAUUUUAACACUAAUGAGGAGGAUUUUGACUUUGACCAAAAUUCUUGGAAAUCCUUCAAGAAGUCAUCAUUGAAAAGAAAGACAAAACGCACUGUUGGGAAACCUUUUCCCUGCUCUACCUGCAAUAAAAGAUUUUCUUGGAAGACUGACUUAGAAAGGCAUAUGCAUACACACACAGAAAGAUUCACAGAGAAGGGAUAUUUAAACAAACAUACUGAAACACACAAUAGAGAGAAGCCUUUUGCCUGCUCACUUUGUGAUAAAAGAUACGUCACUAAGGCAAAUUUAAUUGUUCACACAAGAACACACACUGGAGAUAAGCCCUUUCCCUGCACACUUUGCGAUAAAAGAUUUUCUCAGAAGAAUGAUUUGGAAAGGCAUAAGCGUACACACACUGGAGAAAAGCCUUUUGUCUGCACAUGUUGUGGUAAAGGAUUCACCGACAAGGGAAAAUUAAAAAGACACACAAGCAUAUACACUGGAGAGAAGCCUUUUGCCUGCACACUUUGCAAAAGAAGAUUUUCUCUGAAUUGUAAUUUAAAAAAGCAUCAGCUUACACACACUGGAGAAAAGCCUUUUGUCUGCACAUCUUGUGGUAAACGAUUCGCUGAGAAGGGAAAUUUAAAGAAACACGCCAUCACACACACUGGAGAGAAGCCUUUUGCCUGCUCCUUUUGUGAGAAAAGAUUUUGGCGGAAGAAUGAGAUGACAAGACACACGCUUACACACACUUGAGAAAAGCCUUUUCACUGCUCAGUUUGCCAUAAAAGUUUGUUAGAAGGUAGAACUAGACUGUCACACUAAAACACACACUGGAGAGAAGCCCUUUGCCUGCUCUUUGUGGUAAAAGAUUCACUCAGAAGGCACAUUUAGGUAGGCACACAAGAUACCACACUGAAAUAACCUCUGAAUUGCGGUGUGUGACAGAAUAUUGAUUUCUGCCACGCAUUUACAGUGGGAAAAGCAUUUAAUUUUCCUUAUUCAGUUUCCAUUGAGACUCUGAGACCAAUCUGUUUACUGUGCCUAAAAAUGUCUGCCGCGGACGGCAAGAAGCCACAUCCAUUAAGAUGUCACUUAAAGACAUUAAACCCCAAUCACAUUGAUAAGCCGAUUUUUUUUUUUUUUUUUCAGUGAAAACAUACUAAAUAUUGCCAACAAUCAUCCCGCGUUGUUAGUGUUACAUCAGUAAACCAGCGAGCACUGUUAACAUCAUAUGAGGGUGCAUACCAAGUUUCUCAUUGCAACAACAUAACAAAGGUGCUGAUCCUUCCUGCAGCAAAAAUAAAAACUGUCCCUCUUUCCAAAAAGUUUUUUUUUUCCCCUAUUUUUGGUUUUUCGUCCAAUUCUUUGACAUAUUGUCCUCAUGAGUUAAUUGUUGCUAAUCAAUUUGAAUUUAUGAUGAUUUAUUGAUUUUAUUACAUUUUGUUUUUCAGUAUCAAAUGGUCAAAAAAUGUACCUUGAGUGUAUUUUUUACGGUUUCGAUGUCUUUUUUUUUUAAUUAUUCAGGCAAAUUGAUGCCCCUUAAGUCUUUUCUGUUCCUUUUUAUUUCAAAAUAAAAGUGUACUAUGCAAUUGUUAAUAUGAGUCUUUUCGCCUGAUUACAAACAUUAAAUAAAAGAGAUCUGUGGGCUAUCCAACAACUGUUGUACUCCUGAGGUAUCCUAGACUACCCUAAGCAAGGGCGUAGGUUUGCAUAUAGACGG